Messenger RNA from Topomyia yanbarensis, 2788 nucleotides. RefSeq lists its product as uncharacterized. The transcript is spliced from 5 exons. Gene Ontology annotation, biological process: regulation of actin filament polymerization; negative regulation of apoptotic process. The coding region runs from base 336 to 1289 and encodes 317 amino acids. The record is from RefSeq and is a predicted model, not a curated record. Gene Ontology annotation, cellular component: actin cytoskeleton; clathrin-coated vesicle; apical plasma membrane. Lineage: Eukaryota; Metazoa; Arthropoda; Insecta; Diptera; Culicidae.
CGUUUGGUAGCUAGAUUUUUCUUCGCUCUUCAGUUGAUAACUGCUUCUCGUUUUCUAGAUCUUUUGUGCUUAGUAAAUUUUUCGAAUUUUCUCCAAUAAAUACCAAUUGUGCAGGUAUUAAACCGUGCUCAAAUUGUGCCAUAUUGGAUACUGAAAUCGGAAAAGAUUGAAGUGACGGCAAAGCUAGCAAAUUCCGUGCGAAACGAUCAAUCGAACGAAAAGCAUCAGCGCAUCCUCAGAGGUCAAACCUAGUUGCUGCAGCAAUAGUGCAAAAGCCUGCCGAUUUUUCUCUUGCGACCAGUUUCUUCUAUCCGGUCAAAAUUUGCGUCGUAAAGAUGGAUCUGUUGAAGAAGAUGAUGGGCCUGGAUGGUCACACAGGGGACGACGAUGACAAAAGAAAAAAGAAACCAACCGUAAAGGAUGAAUUCCGUAAACCCGUCUGGGUCGAGGAGUAUGACAGCGACGAUGAUCUCUUUGACAAUCAAAAAAUUAUGGGCGUUCAAAUUUUCACCAAUCCGUUGGAGAUUCAGAAGCACUUCGACCAUCAGAUCCAGGAAAUGAUGAAGAGUUUGGAGGAAUUUGAUGACGGUGCCAUUAAAGCUUUUGAUCACAAUUUGAAACAGGACUUCCUGAAGCCUGGUUUCGAAGAUGAAAUCAAAAAAGAGCUCAUGAAAGAAAAUCUGGUUGAUACAGAUCUCGAUGGAGAAAUCUAUCCGGAUCAAUUACACACCCUGUUGCAACGUAUCUCACCGGAUCUAAAAGAGCUGCUACCGAAGAAGCGCGGAUCAGGCACACCUUCCAGAUCGGAACCGAAAAUGAAGCUUACUGACGAGCAAAAGAUCAUGGACUGGAUUCAUGGUUACAAAGAAUCGGAUCCGUUGCCGGCAGUGCGUCCGCGUGCUCCACGCAGAAUGCCAUCUCAACGUUUCCAUGACGGUAUAUUCGAAGGCACAUUCCAAGGGCCACGCAUGUUCGGGCAGAGUAUAAUUUCACAAACAAUCCGGAAACCUGAUGGAACUUACGAAACUCGCAAAACGGUUCGCGACUCGGAGGGCCACACUAAAACUACCAUCACCCGUUCGACCAAAGAUGGUCAAAAGGAAACCAUAACAACUUACGGCGACGAAGGCGGGUCUACCGGGAUGGUGAAACCCUUCAUUGGGGGCAUCACGGUGCCGAAUUCGGAUAGCAACGAUUCUGUUGCUCACGCGCUGCUAGAUUCGGACCAGGGUUGCCGCAAGCACCUCUACUCCAAGAAUGGUUACGUCUUACCGAAGAACCUCUGGUGACUUCAAGCGCAAGUAAACCGUAUUGAGCUAACUACCGUACUAGUAGAUCAACGGUUGAAAUCCCAUUACUCUUAUAACAUUCACUUCCCAUGCCGUGGAAUGACAGCAGUCAUCCACCGGCCAUCAUUGUCGUUUAUCGAGCCAAAUAUGUGUGUAGUAUUAGUAGUAGCAAAACUUCACUCCACUAGCGAGUGCAAUGACCGUUCUGAGUGUAACAUUGAUAAUAUCAACAACUACUGUCCUAUCAAUGAUCUUGAUGAAACUGAACAACAGCAGAUAACCCUGUAUCCCUUGACAACAAAAGUCGUUAGUAGCCGAACCGAAUGUCCUUUCGUUUUCCAUUUGUGUAACUUACUUCUAGCGUUAGUAAUUAUCAGUUUAAGCAGUGUUCGAGUCUUACUUUCCUUAUCCAACAGCAACUAUACCCAAGACACCGUUGCGCAGAGAAGGCGGACGAUUGAACGACACAGUAUUACAGAAAUCUGGCGAAGAUCAAUGGCCACCCGUCUGUUAUGAAAACCAGCCUGCUGUCAGGCGUUCAACUGUUGUCAACCUGUGCACGGUACAUCUUCGGCCAGAAGAAGUUUGUGAUAUACUUUUACGUUAAAUCGUUAUCUAUGCGUCUUAUUGAAUAAGUUUGCGAUUAGUGCUAAUAAUUUCAGUUGACUGUGGUUGAACCUGGGAUUAUUCCCAGGGUGAACGUUUACAAACUGGCUCAGCAGAUGCGAUCCGAAGGUGUGAUCGCGCGAGUUUUACUGAUUAGAUAUUUUCGGAAACGUGAAAAAUAUUGAAUUAAUGUAUAUUUUUACUAUGUAAGAAUUUUUUUUAUUGACUCAACAAUUAUAGGUUUUUAAAAGGAAAAGGGGAGGAAAACAAGACAGUUGAUAUCCCACAUUUGAAUCAAAGUCAUAAAUUAUACAAAUAUAUACAUUAUCUACCAUCAAAGUUUUCAGUAGUAAGAUUCUAGUGUCGUCGCUACAUUAGUAGUUGGGCGGAGACAAAAAUGUGAGAGCUGGUAACACCUUCCAGAAAUUAAAUGUUAGCAUCCAAUGCAAACUUUGAAGCUCAAUCGCACAUUCACUUUAUCAAAGUCCUGAGCAAAUUCUUACAUGCACGUAUAGCGAAACGAAUUCAAUUUUUUUUUUUUUUUUGUAUUAUCGCCACAGCAUUAAAUGAUGCCGGCAUAUUUAACACGUUCGAUUGGUUCACGUCACUGUCUCCGCCGAACUAUAAAUAUAGGAACUAUAAUUUCUAGCCAGUGUGAGCGUUAGUGGUGAACAGACAAUGAAAACAUCAUUACUAUGUGCUGAACGGUAUAUUUUUACCGAUACUGGAAACAACGUUGACCCCUCACACAAGGUCUCCUUGACGAAUGCUAGAGCUUUGCUAUACGAAAUCUUUGAUUUGUUGUAGCUUUCCCCACUGUCAAAGGAACCCGAUUCACAGAAAUACAUAACGACAUCAGUCUACUAGAAAGAUAAAUAUUUUGCUUCUCAUGA